Spinacia oleracea (spinach) is the source of this 366-nucleotide messenger RNA. Its product is annotated as glycine-rich protein 5-like. The record is from RefSeq and is a predicted model, not a curated record. The transcript has a single exon. NCBI's taxonomy places the organism in Eukaryota, Viridiplantae, Streptophyta, Magnoliopsida, Caryophyllales, Amaranthaceae. The coding region runs from base 1 to 366 and encodes 121 amino acids.
AUGGUGCCCACAUGGCCGACGACCACGACGGUGGAGGAGCGUCGUCGACCUUGGGGGAACGGUCCUUGUAUUGCUUGUGGUGGUGUCGCGCUUUGUGGUGGUGAGGUGGGGAAGAGGAUGGUGGUGGUGGACUCGGGAAGAGGAGGUGCGCGAGGAAGAAAAUGGUGGUGCAAAGGGGGGGAACAGGAUGGUGGUGGUGUUGGGAGGAGUGCCGGUGAGUUCAACCGCCUACGUGGUGGCAGUGGUCACGGGGAGGGGUGUGGUGAAGGGGAGGGUGGUGGGCUUCGUGGUGGGGAGGGGUUUGGUGAAGGGGAAGGUGGUGGUGAUGGGAGGUGGUGGCUGCCCGGAAUUUUUGCCGGAAACUAA